UUGUAGAUUUUGGGAUUUUGGUCAUUUCUGUUUCGGGCUUUGACCGCUCGCGCAUGUUUCUAGUCAUUUGAACUUUUGGCAUUUAUAUUUUGUACAUACACAAACUUCAACCAUGUGUGGGGGAUUCACAUGUUCCAAGAAUGCUCUUACAGCGCUCAACAUUAUGUAUAUCAUUGUCUCUUUUAUUCUCAUUGGCGUGGCCGCAUAUGGCCGCGUGUCGAGCAUCGUGACCAACAUCACCAUAUUUGGUGCGGUGAUAGCCUGUGGUGUGUUCCUGCUGCUUCUCUCCCUUGUCGGUCUCAUUGGAGCAGUCAAGCACCACCAAGUGCUCCUCUUCUUCUACAUGGUGAUCCUGUUCCUGCUCUUCGUGGUACAGUUCAGUGUGGCCUGUGCCUGUUUGGCCAUGACAGAGGACCAGGAACGAGAGCUGGCCAGCCAGGGUUGGAAGAAGGCCUCCCCUGCAGUCAGGGCACAGGCAGAGCGCAUAUUCCGGUGCUGUGGCUUCGAACGCAAUGCCUCAGACCCCACGGCAGAGCCACAGUGUGAGCACGUGCCGACAUGCUGCCCACCGCAGGAGAUUCCUCCUGAUGGCACGUGCGAGUGCCAAGGAUGCUGGUCUGCCCUGCAUCAAGCUAUUCGCAAUGGGCUCAAGAUCACAGGUGGCAUUGGAAUGUUCUUCAGCUUCACAGAGUUCAUCGGGGUGUGGUUGACGGUGCGGUACCGCAACCAGAAGGAUCCUCGUGCUAACCCUAGCGCCUUUCUGUAACCACUAACACCCACUCUCCAGUGGCUUCUUGAAAUGGCUCUUUUGCGAGGGGGCUCUCUCUGGUGCCACGAGUUGGUGGCUGUAUUUGUGGCUUACCGUUACCGGCUUCAAAAAGACCCCGAGGUGGAUCCUUACCUUCUGCUGGGUGGAGGAGCUCGUGUCACGUGACAAGCCACCCUUCUCUCUUCCUUCUCCUCUCCACAUAUUUUCUGACAUUCCUCACUCCCCCCCACAUACAUGUACACACAUGCACACAUGCAUACAUGUUGACACCAAAGCCUUUUCACACUUUUGCUCGCAUUCUUUCUGUGUCUUACGUUCCCUGGUGAUAUCUUCGUACAGAGUGCUGCAAAUUUUUAUCCUUUCUCUUUCUCUAGAGGCCACGAUAAUUGUGUUAUGGUAUAGUAUAUUGUAUUUGACAGGUCAUCUGGGAGCACUUUGACAGGGCUACGAAAGUCUUGUGAGGCAGUAAAAAACUACUGUGCAAAUAGGCAUGCUCUAGCGGAACAGUGAAAUUAUUGCUGUCAGGCCCACUCAUAUUUGUAGCCCACUGCUAUAGUGCUGUUUCCCAGCCUUCGUAGCAGCAAAGUAGAUCUACAAAUGAACAUUGCAUUUUGUGUGGUGACGUGGGACCAGAUAUUUUAAUGACACUUCAUUUUUGUCAGGCCAUUCCUAUUCUUUGUCACUGGCCCAUGUGUACUAAUUGCUUGCCACGUCUCACCACUCUAAGCCACUGGGUGUGAUUGUCAUUGGCACAAGUGCAUAGUACUAGCGUACAACCUUUGUCUGCAUCGGCUACAGGGCAUGGGGGAUGAAAAGAACAGAAUUGUUACGAAACACGGCCCUUUGCCGAGUUGUGAAGACUGAAACUUAACGAUACUUUUGUUACACAAAUGGCCCUUACUACACCAGAGGUAAGAGCAAUUUUAGCCUAAUGGUAAACCUAAUGGCAAUGUGCUUGGCCAUCCAAGUUCUAUUCUUGAUUGGCAGAGUGGUGGCCUUUUUGUUGGAGGCAUACUGUGGAAUUUAAUUUCUAGAGUACCUUCAAAAGUGGAUGCAUAUUACCACAGUUUCCUCUGUAUUUCAGUUAAAGGACACUGGUAUUGACACAGAAACUGUGAGGAGCCAAGGCGCUCUUUUCUUCUUUUUUUUAACACAAAGAGGUCAAGUAUGUUUGGUUGCACUUACGCUUACUACAUGCUGGUUUUGCGAAUGCAACACCAGCAAACUGUGGUUCGCAAUAACUGAAGUUAAACCCAGUUACUUUAUGAUAAAGCUAACUUUAACUUACACUGCCCACAUGAUGUGGGUGUGACAAAAGGCAGUUCUGAAAAUUGUAGGAGGCGAGAGAGAGCACUGCGAAGUGAUAGGGGCUGUCUCAAAAUGUGUGGCGUUUUUGCUCAAUUUCAUAACACUCGGCACAGAGCUGUACAUUCAGCUGCUGAUGUAUGACAUACUACGUGCUUGGAUUUCACCAUUACAGUGUUAGAUGCGCUAUUGUAAUAAUUACCAAGUCCAAAAGAGGCAUGAAUGUUGCUGUUCUAUAAUGGCAUUGUUGGUAGCACAGCUGAUGUCAAGCUACAUAUAUAUGUAAUUGAGCUGCAUAUAGUUCCAUAUUUUCCAUAAUUGAGCUGCAUAUAGUUUCUCGAGCAGGCAUAGUAUCACACGCUCUUUGUUGUCUGCUUGCUGCUGUGGCUAUGUGUUUAGGUUCAGAAUCGAUUGUGCGAGUGAAGAGCAAACAAAGUUGCUCAUCUUAUGUGCAAGUUCUGUCUGUGUUUUGUCGAGGCAACUUAAUUGGCAUUGUCUCAACCAUGUCGUCUUAUUCCACAUACCGAACUGUCUUUUUCUCAUCCAGCACCAAUUCCAUAAAACAGCAACUGCUCUGAGCAGUGCGUGGUUUGCGUAUGCACCAACGCUUCAACUGUACUUGCGUCACCUUUGACGGGGGCUGCAAUAGUGUGCACAUUCCCAGGUUACGUGCAUGCAGAAGUGGGCACAUGUAGUUUUUGUAGUUACUGCUGGUUUUGUGCAGUAAUAAUCUGGCGAUAUACUACAUAUGAAAACAUAGUGGAUGACAAGGAACAGACGUUCAGGCAUCAGGCACAUACCUUGUAAAAUGCCUUACCCUUCGUUUCUUUUUUUUUUGUACGUGUCAUUUCUGUUGCUCUACUGUGUUGUGUCGUCUUGCAUUAUUGCUUUUUGAGGCUGCUCAAAAAGUUUCAAGUGAGUCUAUCUAGACCAUCUUUUAUCCUUGUUCCUUCUAGUGAUAUAGAGUCUACAGUUGCCCACAUUGCCUUUGUCAGUGGAAAAUUAUCCUAUUUGUAGCGACUCUGCUGCAUGCUACUAAAGCCCUUGUUACAUGCAUACUUUCAGAAAGAAUCCUAACCAAUAACAAAUUCAAAUCUGAGUGUCCCAUCAGAUUCAUUCCGUUACUUUGCACAAAUGAGCCUGUAGGUCUCGCUUGAUUCUAUUGUCUUUGAAAAUAAAUCUGAUAAGAGUAUAAGAACAAGCGAAGUACAAUACCUCAUGUGUGAAACAGGAAAAAAAACUGACAAACUUGCAUGAAUUUCAUCUCGGAAAGCGGUGCAAAUGCUGGCUCUUAGUAGUCAGCAUCGCAACGUUAAGUUUCAGAAAAAUACCAUGUUACUGAAUGGUUGUGUUGUGAAAAGGAGUACACUUUAGGGCGUAUACGUGCUUUAGGUCUGGCAUCUUCAGCUGGGCAUUGAAGAGUCAUAGUAAGGCUGUAUCUUGUAAUGGCAUGCAGUCAAAUGUAGUGUAAACACUGUAGUGUUUGUUGAUUAAUGUUAAAGUGCACUUUUGCACUUGACCUAAUAUUAAUGCAAUAUCUCGUAGUGCGCAAUCAUGUGCCAGCUGUACACGCUUUUGUCUCACCCGACAAACGAGUGCAAUGGGCUAGAAUGGCUUACAAACACUGCACAAGGUUUUAAUGGCAUUUUAUGGCAGUCGCCAGUUUUUCCAACCAGUGCAAGCUUAAUUACCUCUGUAAAACUUCUCUGGUAAAAUUUAAGAAAGGGCAGACUCUAUGGAGAUUAUAAUGGUAACAGUGCUUUUUUGGUGACAUUUAAAAUUUAAAUAACUAAAUUAUCCCGCAAGCUUUGUGGUUGCCGUCUUUAGCAAGACAUUAAUGAGAAACUCCCUAGCAGCACAUAGCAGCCACGUUCAGGAGGUUCCCCCUUUUUUUUCAUUUUGUUUUUUUUUUUAAGAGUUACAUCAGCCCAUUUAUAUAAAUCUGUCGAAGGAAACAGCAUUAAAAACAUAGACUAGAAAGUAACAUAGGUUGGGUGCUGCCCUCUUUUAGUUGCCAACUUUCCUGAUGUCGGCUUUAAUAAGCACUACCGCUGCUUUAUAUCCAUGUAAGCUCACUGCAGAUACUUGUUUGGACUCAUAGUGCUUCAUUUUCAGGGACUAAGACUCCGUGCUGAGCACGUUGUUUCCAUUGCAGUUCACAAACUGCACUACGUUCCAGUUUAAAAAAUUUUAUCUUGCUUUUCAUAUGCUUGCCAAGAUACUAUGUAGCCUCUCCUAUUUAGCAAUGUCUUCAGCAUUCCUUGUAAAGAGAUUGCUUUUUUUUUACUCUGCAUUUUUAACUGCAAAGAGAUUAAAGUGUGCUUCAUGUUUACACCUUUGUCAUGCCUAUGUUGCUGCUGUAUUAAAGCCUGCAACUUUUACUUUUGUACACACUAGGCAAACUUUUUUUUUUUCGCAUUUACUUGCCAGCAGUUCUUAUAUCUGAGUUAGGGGAAAGUGUAUGUAUAUUGUAAAGUUAAAGUGGAAAUAUGAUAUUUAGUAGGAAAAAUCUUUUUUUAAAGGAUUGUUCUCUUUUGUUUUGUAAUAAAAUGUUUGUUUCAGUGCAUUUA
This is a messenger RNA of Rhipicephalus sanguineus (brown dog tick), 4644 nucleotides long. It is a transcript of the gene Tsp97E, whose product is annotated as tetraspanin-13. The coding region runs from base 113 to 766 and encodes 217 amino acids. The record is from RefSeq and is a predicted model, not a curated record. Gene Ontology annotation, cellular component: membrane. NCBI's taxonomy places the organism in Eukaryota, Metazoa, Arthropoda, Arachnida, Ixodida, Ixodidae. The transcript is spliced from 6 exons.